Messenger RNA from Nothobranchius furzeri (turquoise killifish), 7943 nucleotides. It is a transcript of the gene sgcd, whose product is annotated as sarcoglycan, delta (dystrophin-associated glycoprotein). Gene Ontology annotation, cellular component: sarcolemma; sarcoglycan complex. Gene Ontology annotation, biological process: heart contraction; cardiac muscle tissue development. The record is from RefSeq and is a predicted model, not a curated record. NCBI's taxonomy places the organism in Eukaryota, Metazoa, Chordata, Actinopteri, Cyprinodontiformes, Nothobranchiidae.
UGUUGGUGAAUAGGUUGACUCAGCAGGGGGGCUAAUACCUGUUGGGUCAGGUGUGUAAGGUUUGAAUCUAAUAUGACGAUGCUAACGGAGGUUAUGAGGAAAACUUAGAAAGAAAACGAUGCAUCUGAAGGAUAUUUUGAAGGUUUUCAGCGGUUUGUGUUGGAUUGUGGACAUAGGACUUGUUUGGGACAAAGCUUAUCAUUGGAGGACAUUAAUUGGACCCUUGUGGACGUAAAAAGUGUGUGAUGUCCUAGAUGGCUCAGUUCUGUCAGUGAUAUGAGGCUUCGAACACUGGGAGACAAACUGAUUUGGACUAAUAAAAGAACAGAAUAUAUGCUGUUCCCGGUUUUGGUGCGCGUUAGCCCGCCUAAAGCACCGCCUGCUACUGAAUAGCAUUUCUAAUUCAGCCGUGACUUUGAUGCAAUGUUUUGUUCUGGUGUUUCCAAAGCUGUGGUGAGAAACACAAAACAUUUACUAAAGGUAGAUGACCUCAAAUGUAAAAGACUCAAAACCAGAUGGUGUUUUUAAACGCUGCUCAGCAUCCUGAGCUCGUUAUUAGUGAAGAUGAGUCUGUCUCAGAAUUAAGCCACAAAACCUUUUCCCUCCAUUAGGAAUGGUUUGGUUUGGGAACGUCGAUAAAACAGGAAGCAGCACAUCAUUUCUUACAGUUUUAAAGAAAUCAACAAACUCAUUUGAAUAAAAUAGCUGUUCGAUCGGACCUCUGCCUGGUGUCUCUGCUCAAAAACCAGUGGCAGCAGCCAGUCGUCAUGACAACAUAGCACUCUCAGGCAAGUCCCGCCUCCUUAAACUUCAGACCCGGAGCCCACAUGUGUUCUAAAUCUGGCUGGAAGGCUGGGCUGCAGCUUGGAGACAGAAGGUUGGAGCAACAGGACUCCACAGCCGAACAGCAGCUCCUGGAGAAAAAAAAAAAAAAAAGUCAAAGAGGAGGGUCAGCAAACGUCCAGGAAGCAGCUCCCAGAUCAGAGGCUCGGCCAAAGUAGGCGGGCUGCGGGCAGUUAGUGGAAAAGCUGACAACUCGGCAGCGGGGAGGGGAGACAAAAACAGAGUUGGUCAUUGAAGGCCUCAUGAAGCUCCUCAGCUGCAGCUUUGAUCCGUUUGUAUCUUUCUGACGCCAGUCGGCCGUUAGCGGCGCUCACCAGGAGUCCAGAGGGGAGUGAAAGGCCAGGAGAUAAGGAGAAAGAAAUCAUGAUGACCCAAGAACAGUGCUCUCAUAGGAACAAUGUCCAGAGCUCAGAGAAACCACAAGUGUACAAAGUGGGAAUCUACGGCUGGAGGAAGCGCUGCCUUUACUUCUUCGUCCUACUGCUGAUGAUCCUGAUCCUGAUCAACCUGGCGCUAACUAUCUGGAUCCUCAAGGUCAUGAACUUCACCAUCGAUGGCAUGGGCAACCUCAGAAUAACGGAAAAAGGCCUGAAACUGGAGGGAGACUCCGAAUUCCUCCAACCCCUCUACGCCAAAGAAAUCCAGUCCAAACCAGGCCGCCCGCUCUUCCUCCAGUCAUCCAGAAACGUUUCGGUCAACAUCGUCAACAGCAACAACCAGCUGCUCACGCAGCUCAUAACAGGAUCCAGUGGAUUUAAAGCACGAGGCAAGAUGUUUGAAGUCAAAUCCACCUCUGGGAAGCUCCUCUUCUCUGCUGACGAGCAGGAGGUGGUGGUGGGAGCAGAGAGGCUCAGAGUCAUGGGAGCCGAAGGAGCGGUGUUCAGCAAAUCGGUGGAGACGCCGCAUGUCCGGGCCGAGCCGUUCAAAGAGCUACGGCUGGAGUCUCCAACCCGCUCUCUGCUGAUGGAGGCCCCUAAAGGAAUCCAGAUCCUGGCCGAAGCCGGAGACAUCCACGCCAUCUGCAGGAACGAGCUGCGACUGGAGUCCAAAGACGGACAGAUUUCUCUGGACGCUCAGAGGAUCCGUCUGAUGGGGCUGCCUGUAGGGGUGGCCUCCCCCAGCUCCUCGUCCUCAGGGACCAGGCCGAACGUCUACGAGGUUUGCGUCUGCCCCAACGGGAGGCUCUUCCUGUCCCAGGCCGGCACCGGCUCCACCUGCCAGAUGAACGACAGCGUCUGCCUCUAGGACUCGUUUGUAACCAGAAAUUGGAAAUCCUAAAAGAUCAAAUGAAUUUAAGAAGAGAGACGGGCAGAAUGGACAGAUGUGCCGCUCAGACGGUCUCGCGGAGCCGAGAGACAAGCUAGCAACCACAAACACUCCGACACCAAUAGGCUCAGCCCGGUUCUGAAGCCAGAGGGGAGGACGGGUUGAACUCCGGGCUGCCGAUAGGUGCAAUCACGUAUUUUCCCUCCUCACUGCUACGAGACUCGUAAAGAUGCAGGUUUUAACGGCUUUUUAACAGAACUGAACCUUUAGCUUCUUCAUAUUGAGAAAAAAACUUGACAGACUGCUGUAAACCGUGUUGGUGUUUGUUCUCGAUCUGCUUGACCCUGACACACACACACACACACACACACACACACACACACACACACACACACACACACACAGUAGCUUUCUACACUCUCAAACACACUCCCGGCAGACGUGGAGGAAAACCUCCAGAGAUUUACUGUAAUAGACAAUGAUCUGUUCCCGUUUUUCCUCGAGCACUUCAGUACCAGAACCGCCGGGGCGGUCGCCGAUGACAACGGGCCUCCCAGCUUUUAUGUCCUUGUCGCUCUUAUAGCUUCUCACAUCUCAGACGAUCUGAUUUUUGACUCAACAAAUCCCUGAAGAGCGAAUCUAAUCAGCUGAAUCAAAUUGUUUUGUUAGACAUACUCUGAAGUUCUGACCCGGCUGCAGCUACCUGUGUGAUAGCGAAGGUUCUGACUACGGGCUGCUCUCCGGUGACUUACGAUCCUUGAAAAUCCAGUUUACUCUAAUGUUUGAACCGUAAUUGAAAUUGGUCGCAGAGCCAUUACAUUUAUUACCCAGAGACCAGCAAGUGACGUUUGUUUUAAUCACACGAUCAAGCGGUUGCUGACAGAAGGCUUGAACCUUUACCUUGAAAGUGCUUGAAUCUGAGAAAGAAAAAAGUUAAAAACCUCGGAUGUUUAUCCAGAUCUCUGAAUGAGAAGUGACACAUCUUCAGAGAACGCCGCUAGCUAGCAUAGCCGCUAAUUUCUGCUGCUAAUAAACAUCAGGUUCUUCGUAAACACCUGAGUGAUGCUGAGUUUAUGACUUUAAAGAGCAAGUCACCCCCUACCAGACUCUUACUCAACUCCCACUUCCUGUUUGAAAAAUGCAACAAAUGCUGUUGCCUAGCAGACGGAGAGGGCGGAGCCACUAACAAACACACACACACAGACUCACAACGACAUUGUGACAUCAUAUGGUGCCAGCUAAAGUUCUAUGGUACCUCUUAGCCAAUAGCGAUGGCAGAUUUAAAUUCUAAUGCAGUGCAGAGUUUUUACCUGACAACGGCACAACGCUGACAGUUUUAGGCAGAAAAUUGAAGUUUUAACUAAAAUGCACUAAAGUGCAAAACUAUUGACUACACGUGUCUGCAGCACGAUUAGACACACAUUUAUGUAGUUUAUCAGAAAAAAAAGUUGAUUUGGGGUGACUUGCUCUUUAAUGGUUUCUAAAAUAAAAACCACUUAGAAGUCUGGCCUUUCUCUUUCAAACUAGUAGUUAGGUCAUCGAUCUUGCCUGAACAAACCCGUUUCUCCAAACUGAGGUCCUUCAUGGAGCCAUUUACGGCAGGUAAAGUUGUGGAUUAAAUCUUGUUAUGGCGUUUUUCCUUGUAACUAAAGUACAAAAGCACCAGAGCUUUGUGAAGCUAUUCAUAUUGUUCUGGUAAAAACGCUGAUGCCCACACACACACACACCCUUCCCCCACGACCCACUGGGCGGGUGAUGGUCCGCACACCAACAUCUGGAGUGGGCGGAAUCAGAUUAGAAACAACUUUAAAUGAAAACAGAAGCUUGAGGCUGACUGAAGGUCGGCGGGGUCGCCCUACGCGGUUCUGGCUCUGAGCAAGUUUUUUAAAGGUAAAAUAAUAAAGUGGGCCGCUCUGUUGAAAGAGGGGAACUGUGCCUUACGUCGAUGCACUUGUGGCAAGAAGAAGCACACGAGACAGACUUUCUUUGGCAUCUGAUUUGUAUUUGGUUUCGUCCGACUCACAACGUUUUCCCCUGUGUGUGAAUGCAAAGACCUUCGGCCACAUCUGACUGUUAAAGGGCGUUUCUUUUAUUUAUCGUUCUGUGUGUUGGUUUGGUUUGUUGUUUAAAUGUGUGUUGAUGUGGAAAAAGCAGUUUCAAGCCACAGAAUGUCACUCCACAUGUUCGUGUCCCCGUUUACGCGUAAACGUGAGUCUAGGACACACCGGGGAGGUUUUGCUCGUUGGAACUUCCACCUGAAGAUCGUUUGAACGUUGAGGUUUGACAGACUGAAAGGCUUAAGCUACGUCGGGUUUUCCUUCUGAAGACGUCCUCUACAUGAGGACCAGCUGCCCGUCGCAGGGAAAUGCAUCGAGUGGCUUUUCACAACAAAAGGAAUAAACGGUUUUUGAGUUGAAGCACUUCUGAGCUUAUUUUGCUCCGAUUGUGUAAACUGUUGUAAUUCUCUUUUCAGAGAGAGAGCACGCACUGGAGUUCAGCUCUACUGCUGACAAGCUCACGCACAGGUGAGGUUUCUCUCCAGCUAGUCGGGUCUCCAGGUUGGUGGUGGUUUUAUUUACCAGGAGAAUCUGGGUGGGUCACGUUCGGCGCCUGAAGACAGCACGAGCAGCUGCAGCUGACAGGAUUAAUCCAGUUAGUUUUAGCGGACCAACUCAAACAAGCACGCUGAUCCGUUAAGGCCCGGUUCGAUCCUUCCCUUCAGACAUUCCUGCUGAGUGCAGCGCGUGCCCAGAAUCACACCAGGACCUCUCCAACCAUUAAUCCCGGAUGUUCCACAUGUUAGGUCGUCUUGGUCCGACAUGGAAGCAGAACGAGCCGGUUGAAUCAGAAAGUGAGGUUUACUCUGAAGUAGCAUUUGGUCUCGAGGGGUUUUCGGACAUUUCCAGUGUGACCGGGGAAUGUUGGUGUGUUCCGACACCACACACUGCCUAUGAACCGGGCUGAAUGAGGCUGAGGACUGGUUAUACUGGGAGCCAGUCUGAGGAGCUGGGAACUGGAAAACAAAGAAAUCAGCGUCUGUGUACGAAUACGUAAACCUGUAACCGAGAACCAGGUUCUGUGUUCUGCUGAGCAUCAGUGAAACCGCACCAUGUAAGAAAAAAUCAACAUACCUAAAACUGGUUCUGAAAUCAAAAGUUUCUGAACUUUAUUAUUUAUUUUAAAAAAUAUCCCUUUCACCAACAUGGAGAAGGCGGAGCCUAAAAAAAUGACAAGAAACAGGCAACAGGGGAUGCAUCAGUUUCUGUAACAUUACACUACUUAGUUGUGUCUGCAGCCGGAGGACCUGCCCACCAGGUGUGUGGGAGCAGAGAGAGGACAGGUAGGACUGCACCUGGACGCGUUUGUGGUGUUCAGAUAAACCACAAAGUCACCUGGACACAAUAAUAAAUCAUAAUUUUAGAGAACAAAGCAAAAUAUCAAAAGUGUUUCAAGAAGACUGAAAUAUUGCAACCUUGGGUUCAUUCAUCAGCUGUAGGAAUAAGAAUGGAAAAAAACUUCAUUCCGUUUUUCCUGAUCCUGACCAAACGUAUUUGGUUACUUGGGAAAAGUUUCCCUUUGGGUUUAUUUAAAAUCCCAAAACAUCCAGAAACCGUUUCAUGGGACUCGUGAUGGCAAUCCAAGCCCGUUAACGCAUUCACUGCCAGCCGUUUCCUGGUCGCUAACGGCCUUCGCUGCCAGCGUUUCUCACCGUUUUUACUGUUUUUUUUAAGAGUCACAGAACGUUCCGUGCUAGCAUGAUGUCGAUGCCAAAACAACCAAAACAAAGAGGACUCACCUCUUACAUCAGGAAGAAUCCGCGUGUUUCGAGCGUUAUCCGUUCUUUCAUAAUCCGUUGUCGAAUUGUGAUCGGCAGACGCUUUUCCAGUUCGCUUCUCACUUUUUUUACAGGAACGACCCAAAACGAUCUCCAAACACAUGGAUGUUCUGCUUCCUGAUCAUGUGACAUGUGACGUAUGCGGAUGAAGAUCGGCUUCAGGGCUGAGAUGUUUGUUCUCUCAGCGCGGGGGCUCGUUCUGAUGCUCAAACAGUAAAAAAAAAUGCAAAUGACGACUUUAGUCGUCAUUGGCAGUGAAUGAGUUAACUGCAAGGUCACUAGGAUGGUUUAGUCCCUUUGGCUCAUGAAACAUGCACUACAAAUAUUACUAAAGUUAAGUAAAUAUUUAAAGAUAUGAGAAAAGUGAAAUAUUAUAUUCCAGCAUUACUUUUUUAUGAUCAUUACUCUUGUUGGUAACACUUCCUUUUACUGUCCCCUAAUUACUAAGUACUUACACGGUAAUUACAUAGUAAGUUAAAGUAUAUUAUUGUGUAGUGAAAGUGUAUAAUUGUAAUAAAGUGUCAUUAAUAAGUGAAGCAGUAUAUACUGGGAAUGAUUAAGAAAAACAAAAACAAGAAUUGAACCUGAGUUACAUGGCAAUAACUGUUUAAGAACUCAGAAAUAAUAUUACACUUUAACUUGCUAUGUAAUUACCAUGUAAGUACUUAAUAAUUAGGGGACUGUAAACCCACACGUUUGUGUUUUAUUGUGCCAAAUGAAAAAUAGCUAAAUAAUCUGGUGAUUGUUUUCUCUUGUUGAAGUUUAAGAGUUUCUAAUUAAUUAGAUGAACAAACAAUUGAACAUUUCUGCUGUAUUGGUUCUUCUGGUCAUUUAGAUGAUGAAAAUCACGCAUUCUCAUUUUUCUCCAUCCUGUCUGCAUGUUCGCGUCAGUGAGUCAUGAUGAGGAAACUAAAAAUGAAUCCUGCAGAGAAACGUGACAGAUUGAUUUUACAGCAUUUAGGGACAGGGGAGAUUAGACACUCAGGUCGGUACGAAUGAAUAAAUAACCAAAGGUCGUGAAUAUAUUAGGGUCAGAGUUCAAGCUGAGGCAGCUCAGUUUUCUGCCUGAAGGAAGGUGGCUGAAUGGCGGCUGUUGUUUAGUUCAUAGUUAGAGAAACACGACAUCAUGUUCUUUUAUAAAUAUAGAAAUAAGAUUGAUAAAGACGGAUAAAUGAAAGCAGCUGUUGGGUAUCUUUUACACAGCAUCCCUCCGUCUCACCUGACCUGGUUAUUGGAAGACUAUCACAGACAUUUACCCGUAGCAUCAACCUCUUUGUUGGAUUUACUUUUAAAAAGAUGCAAAGACGAGGCGCAGACGGCUGUAAAUAAUGUACACAUUUCUGUGCCGGUGCGCUGCUCGGCUCAUGAAAGAGAAGCGCUGCGCUUUUGGAAAACUACUAACCUUUUGAUGCUCAUCACUUCCUGUUUUUACGCCAAAAAGGUAAAAAAGGGUAUUUACUGACUCAGCAUGUACACCAGAACGUGUGGAGAACACACUUGCUGUGAUUGUUUUAUUUGCUCGUCUCUCCAGCUGAGCCCGGGUGUUUCACACAAACACAACCUGUUGAUCCUGUCAGGGCCGAGGUCUUUGCAUUCUGCGUAAACUCGCUCCGCUUUGAGUUUUAUUUUCUUCUGCCCCGCUGAACGUUUAAAACGAUUGUCAGAAAAACACAAAAACCAAAAGAGGCUAAAGAAACUGCUGCACGGGGCUGAGGAGAAUUGUUAGAUUUACUUUAAAACUGGGAUGAAAUCAUAUUUAAAAUGUCAUCUUUUUUUUUUUGCUUGUAAUCACGAUGUACACAGAAAGGACUUUUUUUUUUCAAAAUUCAAAACUUCAUCUGCGAGUUAGCAUUUCCCUCAGCCCCGUGAUGCUGAACUCUCUGUAUUUUUGUUUUCUGACAACAAAUCUUUUACAUUGUUCUUCAUUCUUCAGUCAAAAACUGCCAUUCGUGGAGUAAUUUUCAAAGAUGCCAAAAUAAAAAGGCAUUGUUGAAAGUGA